CACCUGAUUUGUUCUAGAGGCAUGCUGAUUAGCCAGGAUGCGGUUAGUGAUUCUGUUGUGGGCAAAAUUCUGAAGCCGAACAUAUAGCCUUGAGCUCCUCAUGCCCAGCCUGUGCCAUACGUUCAACCUGGGGCUCGACCAUUCUACAACGCUCCCUGGUAGAGUCUUGUUCGUCAUUUUUCAUUUCAAUUUCUUUCGUUCACCGUCGCUGGCGACAAGGCUGCUGGCAGUUCUGGAUUAGGGUCUGUGAUUCUUUUCUAGGGUAUCUUUUUUCGUAGUAAUUUCUGUCACAAUAUCUGCCAUGGAGAAGCCAGUAUGUGCGAGUGAGGCAGAUGGCGCUGUGUAUGAUUUUCCAUUGCACGUGGCUGCAGUCUUCAUCGUCUUCAUCGCCUCCAUUGGAGGUGCUGGAUUCCCAGUAGUUGCAAAGAAAGUCAAGUGGAUGAAGAUACCACCAAAGGUGUUUUUCUUCUGCAAGCACUUCGGUACUGGUGUUCUGAUCGCUACAGCAUUUGUCCAUCUUCUUCCAACAGCCUUCCAGUCUCUCAACGAUCCAUGUCUUCCAGAUCUAUUCACCGAAAAGUACCCCGCUCUGCCUGGUGUCAUCAUGAUGGGUUCGCUUUUCAUCCUCUUUGUGGUCGAAAUGUGGCUUAACGCAAAGACUGGUGGCCACUCGCACGGAAGCGCUACUGGCAACGAGUUCGCUGGAGGUGCACUGCCACCUGGCAUCCAGGCUGCGAUGAACAACGCCACGCAGAAGAGGAGCAGCUACGAUUCUCAAAGGACCAUGUUGACCAUUCGUGACGACAAGAAGGGCUGGGUCGAGAGCACAUACCCAGCUGGCAACUUUUCAUUCCCCAAGGAUCACGACGAGAUGGAGCCACGUUCCGAGAUGCCUCCUUGGUUCAUUGUCUUUUACGAGCAGUACGUGCGUCAACGUGAAGAGAUGGUCAACAUGGUCAACCGCGCAAUGCCUGCUCUGCCUAGCUAUCCUCAGGAGAAAAGUCUCGAGGCACAGGUGUCGUACUUUGAUGAGGAUGUCGAGCAGGCCGUUGAUCCUCUUAUGCUCAAGAAGCAGUCUCUCCAGAUCACCCUCAUCGAAGGUGGUAUCUUGUUUCACUCUGUCUUCGUCGGUAUGACCGUCUCGAUCACAGCCGAAGGUUUCAUCAUCCUGCUCAUCGCCAUCGUCUUCCACCAGAUGUUUGAGGGUCUCGGUCUUGGAUCUCGUAUCGCAGCUGUGCCUUAUCCCAACGGCAGCUGGAAGCCGUGGGCGCUCGUGGUUGCAUUUGGUACUACUGCGCCCAUUGGUCAAGCCAUUGGUCUCGUCACGCGCAGCUCGUACGAUCCAAACAGCGCCUUCGGCCUCAUUAUUGUUGGUGUCUUCAACGCCAUCUCAUCUGGACUUCUGAUCUAUGCUGCACUUGUCGACUUGCUCGCAGAGGACUUCCUUUCCGAGGAGGCUAGCCACAACUUGACCGGCAAAGACAAGACAUGCGCCUUCAUCUACGUUCUCUUGGGCGCUGCUGGCAUGUCCAUCGUAGGAGCAUUUGCUUAAGCAACCCAUGCUACUUAGCAUUGCCGCCAGCUUGCCAAGACCAGAUUGCAACGCUUGGAGAGGUCUCUUGUCGCAAAGGAGUUUUAACGCAAGACCCACACGAUCUUGGCAUGUCUCAACCGAGCAUGCCUCUUUCUUUUGU
Messenger RNA from Macroventuria anomochaeta, 1694 nucleotides. RefSeq names its product Zinc/iron permease. Lineage: Eukaryota; Fungi; Ascomycota; Dothideomycetes; Pleosporales; Didymellaceae. The transcript has 4 exons. Bases 302 to 1552 code for a protein of 416 amino acids. Gene Ontology annotation, biological process: zinc ion transmembrane transport. Gene Ontology annotation, cellular component: plasma membrane. The record is from RefSeq and is a predicted model, not a curated record. Gene Ontology annotation, molecular function: zinc ion transmembrane transporter activity.